AUCAAAACACGUCAUGGCUACGCCCACACGCCUACUGCACAUGCUCUGUCUGAUGACGAUUUCUGACAUUUUGCCCGGCAGAGUCUGAUGUGUGUGUGAGCACAUAGACGAGCUGCAGUGAUGCACUUCGUCUGUGGGGAGCAAGGGUAGUUUCGAGCAUCAUUUUUCAUUUUGACCUUUUUAAAAAUGGCAGGGGCAAUCAUAGAGAACAUGAGCACUAAGAAAUUGGUUUUCUUGGGGUUUUUUAUUCUUGUUUUCCAAAUUCUUUCCAUCAUGAUUGGAGCUUUGAUUGCUCCCAGUCCCACCAGUGCCAUCCACUACUCGGCCACCAAAUGUAUAAAUCGCCACAGGGCACGUGGCUGGCUCAUGCCGUGGGGGUCCAAUCGGUGCCACCAGGUUAAGAGUUUUGACGAACCUUUGGCAAAAACUCUGGAUGCCAAUGACAUUGUUUUUGCCGUUCAUGUGCCUCUUCCCAACAUGGAGAUGAGCCCUUGGUUCCAGUACGUGCUGGCUGUUCUUCAGUUUGACAUUGAAUUCAAAAUGAUCAAUCAGAUUGAAGAUGAUGUUAUCAUCACUAUUGACGCUGGCAUCGCAUACAGAGAUAAUGGGAUGUCUGAGUGGACCACACAGUUUCACUCGGUGGAGCAAAGGCCUCUCAGGUGCAUGUUAGGAGUCCCUAAGACGUAUGAAAACGAAGGCAGCUUUUAUCAGUGUGACCCCAUACCCUUCAUGGAACUGGGUACUGUUGCCCACAAGUACUUUUUAAUUAACCUGCGCUUGCCAGUGAAUGACACAAUGAAUGUUGGAAUUGGAGAAAUAAAGGACAUCCAUAUGGUGGGCAUCCACCAGAACGGAGGCUUUACUAAAGUGUGGAUCAGCAUCAAGACUGUGUUCAGUCCCUGGAUACUCGUGGCAACAGCCUGGUACUGGUACAGAAUCAGCCUGAUGGCGAGACCUCCAGUCCUUCUGGAAAAGGUGAUUUUUGCUCUGGGUGUCUCCAUGACCUUCCUGAAUGUUCCGGUGGAGUGGCUCUCCCUCGGCUUUGAGUGGACGUGGAUGCUGCUGUUUGAGGAUGUACAGCAGGGCGUCUUCUACGCCACACUAUUCUGUUUCUGGGUCAUCUUCUGUGGUGAACACCUCAUGGACCAAAGUCAGAGGAAUCGUCUCUCAGCGUACUGGUGGCAGGUCGGGAUAGUUGUGUUCGGAUCAUCCGUCCUCCUCCUAUUUGACCUUAGUGAAAGGGGCGUUCAUUUGAUCAACCCUUUCUACAGUGUGUGGGCAUCAGACAUCGGUACAAAGGUUUCAUUUACCUUCAUCGUUGUGGCAGGGCUUUCAGUCUGUCUGUAUUUCCUUUCCCUCUGUCACAUGGUGCGUUGUGUGUUCAGGAACAUUGGUGGGAAAGUGCAGCAACUUCCUGCAAUGCCAGAGGCCAGGAGGCUGUGCUAUAAGGGUAUCAUCUUCAGGUUCAAGUUUUUGAUGCUGGUAACUCUAGCAUGUGCAGCCAUGACUAUCAUCUUCUUCAUCUUGAAUCAAGUCAGUGAAGGCCACUGGCACUGGGGAGACUACACUCUCCAGGUCAACAGUGCUUUUCUCACAGGAAUCUAUGGCAUGUGGAAUCUGUACGUUUUCACCAUCAUCUUCCUCUACGCACCCUCCCACAAGCACAACAGACACAGGUCGGGAGACUGUCAACCAACAGGUGUGAUAGAGGAGCCAGAGAGUCAAGAGAUGCAGCUGACAUGUGGAGAGCAGGGGCCAACAGAGACAUACAGGAUGACUGGGAAGGUGGCUGAGGAUUAACUACAAGCCUUUGUUCACGUUCAAGUUUAAGUCUAUAUGAUGUCUAUAUUCCUAUUCAUUUGAAUGACCAACAACAAAUAGCAGUUUUAGAAAAAGCAAACCAUCAGCAAACGUAUCCCACUAUUACUGAGAAAAACCCACAAUCCUUUCCGUUCAUGUCGAACAGCAUCUACAACGCAUGCAGUAUGUGCAUCAAAUAAGCUAUAGAGAAAAUACACUGAAUGUUUUAAAAUGGACAAAAAUAUUAUAAAAGUAAAAACAAGUUGAUGUAAAUCCCAUUAUUCUGCUACUCUCAAAAGGUAACUGCAGACAGAACAGGAUUAAACUAAUAACGAUAAUUAAAAUGAUAAUAAAUAUCCACAAAGAAUGAUCUGCACCUACAAAACUCCUUCCUGGUGCUCUUUACCUCCUCAUAUUAUCCAGAUUAUUAACUCUGUAUACUAUCUAUCCCCAACUCAGUUGACACCUUGUCCUGUGAUGUAGCGCCUCUCAAAGGCUGACAAUUGCAUUUAUCCAAUACAAUUGAAGUAAACGGUGACUGAUUCUUAAACGUGAUGAUAUCCUCCACUGGAGCAGCAUAGUGGUGAGAAGAUAAUGAGUGUAUUUUCAUUUUUUGAUGAGCUAUCCCUUUAAGCUUAAAACAUAAUGAGGGGAUUGCUGUGGAUUUAUUUAAGCAGCUGAGGAUGAGCAGAUAUACAGUAUGUUAUCACUUUGUUAACUUGCAUAACUGCCCUGCAAAUAAUUCAUCACUCAUCACAAAGAGUAAAUAAAUCCUUUUGAGUUCAGUUACAACCUGUGGCCUUUUCUCUGACACCUCACUCAUAAUAAUAAUAAUCACAAUAAUAAUCAUAAUAAAGCAAACUGAUCUAGUCUUGAUGAUCUCUCAAAAAAUAUGAUACAGUGCAUCUAUGUGCAGCACUUUCUUUAUUAAACCAAGCCACAGCUCUCAAGAAUAAGAAUAAGAAUACAUUUUAUUGCUUUCCAAAAAGGAGAGUAAAAUUUAAAACAGAAAACACAUGAUACCCCCAUAGGACAUACACAUUCUGGAACAGGACAGCACUAUACAGCACCCAUACAUAGAAAAAGGUAAAGUAUAAUAUUGAUAUAAAUAAGAUGAGAUAAAACAAAAUGCGUUUAAAUUUAAUAUAAAAGAUAAGCGUAGUAUAUCUAUAUAUGUCGUAAUAAUAGUGAAUAUGUACUAUGGUGUGUUUUGUUCAUUCUGUGUUUUUCCCUUAUUUAUCACACAUUUACACACAAAUAUUACUAAUGUACAGUAUAUGAUUUGUCCCACUAAAAUAUAUUUUAUAACAUUA
This is a messenger RNA of Hippoglossus stenolepis (Pacific halibut), 3113 nucleotides long. Its product is annotated as protein wntless homolog. The transcript has 12 exons. Gene Ontology annotation, cellular component: endomembrane system; organelle membrane. The record is from RefSeq and is a predicted model, not a curated record. The coding region runs from base 187 to 1800 and encodes 537 amino acids. Gene Ontology annotation, biological process: Wnt signaling pathway; intracellular protein transport; Wnt protein secretion. Gene Ontology annotation, molecular function: Wnt-protein binding. Lineage: Eukaryota; Metazoa; Chordata; Actinopteri; Pleuronectiformes; Pleuronectidae.